Messenger RNA from Anthostomella pinea, 717 nucleotides. Lineage: Eukaryota; Fungi; Ascomycota; Sordariomycetes; Xylariales; Xylariaceae. The record is from the annotation of a GenBank genome assembly.
AUGAUUACGCAGAAAGAGACUGACAAUCGAAUACCAAGCUCUCUCCCAUCUCCUACCUCGGAUGGAACUAAUGCGAGAUGCGGCCUUUGGGCGUAUGCCGACGUUGGAGAUGACUGUGGCACCCUUACUGAUCAGUACGGCAUUUCACUGUCCGACUUCCGGGGUUUGAACCCCGAAGUUGGGGAGAACUGUACGAAUCUCAACCUCAAGCACUACUACUGCGUUGAGCUCUCGAGAUACUCAGGCUACGAGGGUUCCAGAAUAAGGAGACCGUUCGUGAAGAGGCCCUCAAGAAUGCCACUCCCGGACCCGAUCAUCGGCGAUUGGCUGGCCAAUUUUACCACGGCAAGACCUGUCAGACCUGUCAUCCCGGUUGCUGAAGGACACGCGGCCGGCGAGGUAGAGGGCUGCACGCGGUGGUCGGCUCCGAAGAGUCACGCCACGUGCAAGGGUCUGCUGAUUCAAUGGGGUCUGGACAUGUCGACAUUCUACGAGUGGAACCCGAGCGUGGGGGAGGACUGCAACAAUAUGUCCGUGGGCACGUGGUACUGCGUGUCGAUCGACGAGCACGGCCUCCCGCCCGAGCUGGUUGAUACACCCACAACUACCGCCGCGACGAGCAGCACGAGCAAUACGGGACCGUCCAGUGUGAGCACAGUCACUACGGGCGUCUCGACCCCGUCGCUUAUCCAGACGGAUAUGGUGGGAGAACUGUGA